CUCCAGAGCUCUGCCCUACUCGCCUGCCUCUGCGGCGUCUUGGCCCACUGAACAGCCAUGAGAAGGCAACUCCGCUCCAGAAGGGCUCCGGCCUUUCCUUAUGGUUAUCGCUACAGACUUGAUGAUCAGGAUGAAGUAAAUCAGAACUACUUAGCAGAUGAGGAGGAGGACGCAGAAGAAGAGGCUCAGGUGAUGAUGGUGCCUGGUCUGGAGGAAGAGGAAGAAGAGGAGGAAGGAAAAGAAGAGGAGGAGGAAAGGGAGGAAGAAGGUCAGGGUCAGCCUACAGGCAAUGCCUGGUGGCAGAAAUUGCAGCUCGUGACUGAAUAUCUGUGGGACCCAGAGAAAAGGAUGUCUCUGGCCCGAACAGGUCUGAUUUUAGUCAUUUACUUCUUCUUCUAUGCCUCGCUGGCAGCUGUGAUCACCUUAUUCCUGUACAUGCUGUUCCUAGCCAUCAGUCCCUACAUGCCAACCUUCACUGAGCAGGUGAAACCUCCUGGAGUUAUGAUCAGACCCUUCGCUCAUAGCCUUAACUUCAACUUCAACGUUUCUGAACCUGAAACUUGGCAGCGUUAUGUGAUUAGCCUAAAUGGCUUUCUUCAGGGCUAUAAUGACAGUCUUCAAGAGGAAAUGAAUGUAGAUUGUCCUCCGGGACAGUACUUCAUCCAAGAUGGAGAUGAAGAUGAGGACAAGAAGGCCUGCCAAUUUAAACGCUCCUUCCUGAAGAAUUGCUCUGGACUGGAGGACCCUACUUUUGGAUACUCUACUGGACAGCCUUGCAUCCUCCUCAAGAUGAACCGGAUUGUAGGUUUUCGUCCUGAGCUUGGAGAUCCUGUGAAGGUGUCCUGCAAAGUUCAGAAAGGUGAUGAAAACGACAUUCGAUCCAUCAAUUACUACCCAGAGUCGGCUUCUUUUGACCUCCGCUACUACCCUUACUAUGGCAAACUGACUCAUGUUAACUACACCUCCCCUCUGGUGGCAAUGCAUUUUACAGAUGUGGUGAAGAACCAGGCGGUGCCUGUCCAGUGCCAGCUGAAGGGCAAAGGCAUCGUAAAUGAUGUCAUCAACGAUCGCUUUGUGGGGAGGAUUAUCUUUACCCUGAACAUAAAAACCUAGGGACUCUGGGGGGCCACUCCCAGCAGUUCUGAUUCUGUUUUGUGUUAGCCCUGGUAGCCCCUCGAUUCCUUUUUCUUCAGUUAAGACACAGCCAGAUGGACGCCUAAGACAGCAGAUCAUCUUUCCUUGCCUUUGACGUGUGUAUGAAGUGAUAUUAUGGGACCUGCUUGGCUUUUUCUUGAAGGUCAUCUCUCCCGAUGACAAAUAGACUAUAUUAAUUUCCUCUCCUUCCCUCAAAUUCAAACCUAUUCUUGCUGCUAGAAGUCUCACUAUAUACACAAACAGUAUCUGAUAGCCUUCACCAUUGUCAGGACACUAUCUAUCAUGUUUUCUAAAAAUGUGUUGGUUUUAGAGGUGAUAUUAUUCCCAGCCAGGUGGAUAUUCUAAACCCUGCCCCCCCACCUCACCUUCAAAACUGCCUUCUAAGGUCUUUCCUCAGAAACCAACACCAGACAAACCCAGACUAUACUAUACCUAAAACCACUCUCCCUACAGAACUUUAUAUGGGGGCGGGGGAGGGGAGGGGGCUUGAAAAUUUGGCUGUCUCCCAUAGGCGACUCAAUACUGACUCAAGACUCCAUUAUUUCCUGCCAGGACAGCAGGCGAUGCUGACAGGUUAUUGAUCUGGGCUAGAGAUGAAGAGCUUCUGUGAGACUUUUUUGGAGGGAAAAGAGGAGAACUGUUAGAGUAGGGGCAUGCUGCUUGUUGAUUGCAAAAAUUCUUGCAAACAAGUUUUUCUCAACUCCUAGCAGAAGAGAAAACAUGAACAACCUUCUUUGGUCAAAUCUUCUUAGGCAAUUUGCUUGAUAGUUGUGUGGUUUUUCAUUGAGAUCAGCAGGGAUGGGUGCCUUGACUCCCCAGCUACAACCUUGGGGAUUGAAAUUAGGGUUCUCCAACCAACAUAUGGCAAGAGAGAAAGCUCCUUCCAGGCCUCCCUGAAGCUAAUGCUCGUUAGCCAGUUUUGCAUUUACUUUAAAAAUCACAUGAGGCAGAUGUUUAUCCAGGUUGUGGAUCAGCCAAGUUGCUUUGUUUUUUCUUUGGCCAUGUGACCAUUCCAAUUGCUUCUUAAUGCCUCCACCAGGGGGAGGGCUGGAACAAAAAGAGGAGGCAAGCAUUACAGAAUAGCAGAGUGUCUCAGGGUCCAAAGCAAACUAAAAUUCUACUUGAAGCCUGCAGAGUCUGAAUCUACACUACAAUGUUUAGUUUCUCCAAAAACGGGGAGCUGGAAGACUGAUGGGGGAAGACAAGUGGUAUUAUAUGGGAAUGCUAUGGGGAACGUGAGGGCCAAGCUCUCUCCGACUGAGAAAGUAACAGAGGAAAUUACACAUUCAGAGCCAUAAGUUUGAAGAAAUCUCAUGCUUUGGCAUUUCUGAAUAGUUCACAUGAGAGCUCAGAGGAAAGGCUGGGAGAGUGAAUUGUAUGAGUAUUCAGGGAUGCUGAGUGACAGAGAGUCUUUAAAGUGUUUCAAUCAGGGAAUCUCUGGGAGCACAUUUGCAUUUUAUCAAGAGCCCUUGGGCAGUAAUAACAUAAGGGGUGAAUUAAAGACAGGGAAGACAAGACCAAGACAGGAAUUGGGGGAAGGGUUUUGAGCUUGACAUAGUGUUAUUGUUACUCAUGACUGGAUAUAAAAGAGAAAGAUUGGAGAGGAAGUUGUUGAGAUCACUUUGGAUCAGAUUUAGCUUGUGGUUUCCUCUAGUCAGACACUGAUGUGGAGAUAUAAACACGUGUAGAGUAGAAGAGAAGGAAAGCUGAGAAGAAAAGCAACAUUUGGUUAAGCGAACUCAUUUAGGAAGUAUUUAAUCUUGGGAACUUGAGCCAGUUGAGCUUGGGAACUAGAAGACACUGAUCUAGCUCCUAACAUGGUGCUUUUCUCUGGGUUUCGUGGAAGAAUGGACUGCUACUGCUCUUGGGGAUGUCCCUUCCAGACCCCGUCUAAAUGUUCUCCAUGGACUAGAGAGGGGCUGACCACAUUUAACAAGAAACUGAAGGUGAGCAGGACAGCAGGGCUACAUAACACACAGACACAAAGAAACUGACUCCUCCAGACCUACUUACUCAACAAGUUCAAGUUUCCUAGACAACAACUUGAGACCAUUUCAAAGUGACCUCUAUCAAAUUCUCAAGAUUUAAUAACAAAAGAGUACACACCAUCAGAUCUGGAAAGGCUCUUUAAGGAAAGCAACCUGCAUUGCAUCUGACUCCAGGUCCAGUGCUCUUUCCACUCAGAGCCACUGCUUACCAGGAAGUACCAUCUUUUGAAAAAUCAUAUCCCAAACAUUCUGAAAUAUGUCAAACUUGAGUUAAGAUAGUUAACAUUUCACAGGAAUCCAACUACUGGUGCUAUAUUUUAUACAUAAUACAUGGUCCUGUAGAAUAUGUUUAACUAUUAGAUAAGAAAUUAGAAAUGAUUUUGUCAUGUGUGUUUCUCAUUCAGUGGCAGAUAUCAUGUCCACAGUUUCAAAGAAAUAUUGAAAAGUACUUAGACAGUUUGGGCUGUCAGCUGGAACAUGAAAAAAUAGCUUUCUUAUACAAAACUGGAUAUUAUACAGAACUGGAUUAAUGAGUGUAUUCAUUCAUGUGAGAGUCUAACUGUUCAAUAAACUUCUAGUUGAUUAAUUUAACCAGGCUCCCAUACUGUGCUGUACUAGGGUUUGAUUUGUAUACCAUCUGUUGCAAUGCACUUGGUUUUACUUGAUUGUCAAUGAGAAAUAGUACUUCCACAUGGCUUCAUGGUUUUGUUCUUGCUAUACUUUGUGUAUAAUUUUUCACUUUCCACUCCUCUAAAAUGAUUAUUCUACAGUAAUCUUUCUUAGGCAUCCAUUUACUCGGGGUCUUCAUGUAGAAAAUAUUCAUAUUGUUUUUGGGAAUUGGUGACAACAAUAAAUGAAAUUA
Peromyscus maniculatus bairdii (prairie deer mouse) is the source of this 4005-nucleotide messenger RNA. RefSeq names its product ATPase Na+/K+ transporting family member beta 4 (gene Atp1b4). Gene Ontology annotation, biological process: sodium ion transport; regulation of DNA-templated transcription; potassium ion transport. Gene Ontology annotation, cellular component: nuclear inner membrane; sodium:potassium-exchanging ATPase complex. The record is from RefSeq and is a predicted model, not a curated record. Lineage: Eukaryota; Metazoa; Chordata; Mammalia; Rodentia; Cricetidae.